Molecule: messenger RNA, 285 nt
Organism: Nezara viridula (southern green stink bug)
Lineage: Eukaryota; Metazoa; Arthropoda; Insecta; Hemiptera; Pentatomidae
Source: the annotation of a GenBank genome assembly
AUGAGCCUUUGUCCUCCUAAUUAUUGGCUAAACCUGACAUGUGGGCGUCAACAAUGGGCGGCCUUGCUUUGUGGACCGAUCCAAGUACGUACUUGGCAAUGCACUCAUUACGCGCAUUUCCUGUCACAUUUCAAUUGUAGCGAAUGCAGAGAACAGUUCGAACACAAGAAAUGGAAUAUAAAAGGAUUCCGCUCCAGCUCACAAGGCCAGGUCAACCCAACAGUGGCAGCAAAGGAACAUUCCAGAGUUCAUCUCUGCCUCGGAUUGGCCCUCAGGAAGCCCUGA